AUGCCUUGCCAGAAGAAUGAAAAGCCCCCAGUCACCAACACUUCAGUCCCGUCAAGGGAUAUGAAUCCCCUUCCUGACUUCUGGCUGCCAGUCUUUUGGAAGAACCAAUUCCGUACCACCAUCGAACUACCCACGAAAGAGAAGUACCCACAGGUUCAGGGAAGUGUUGCAGUCAUCACUGGCUCAAACACCGGCCUGGGGUUUGAAGCCUCAAAACAACUACUCUCUCUAGGUCUCGGACACUUGAUUAUGGGUGUCAGGUCACUUGAGAAGGGUAGGGCAGCAGCGCAGAAACUCAAGGCUGUUGUGCCAAAGGCGAGAAUCGAUAUUUGGCGAUUGGACAUGCAGUCGUAUGACUCUGUACAAGAAUUUGCAAACAAGUGCGCGAAUGAGCUAUCUCGUAUAGAUUUUGUCAUUCUUAAUGCUGGACUUUCUCCAUCGGUCUUUGAAAUCGUGUCUGCUACCGGCCAUCAAGUCGGCAUGCAAGUCAACCACUUCAGCACAGCUCUUCUCACCCUUCUCCUCAUCCCCAUCCUCAAAACUAAAGCUGGAGACCAUGGACCACCUCGAAUUACCACUGUCAACUCCCUCACAGCACACUUAUGCAAGUUCCCCAACCGGGACGAAAGACCACUCCUAGCAUCCUUCGACGAUCCAGACAUCACGCCGUGGAGUUCCCAGGAGCGAUACGGCGUGUCAAAGCUGAUCAACCAACUCUUUCUCACAAAACUGUGCGAGAAAGUCAACCCUGAUGAUGUGAUCAUCAACAUGGUUGAUCCGGGACUUACAAAGGGUACUAACCUGGGAGGACACCACGAAACCACCGGAGUAGCGGGGAUGCUUGGCCGGUCGUUUUUUUCUAUUGCAGGAAGACCUGUCGAUAGAGGUGCUGCGAGCUAUGCUAAUGCUGUGUAUGGCCACGGGAAAGAGUCUCAUGGAUGUUUCCUGAUGAGCUGUGAGAUUGCACCACUGGCUGGUUGGUUUUAUACGCAAGGCGAAGCUUUGGUGGAACAGGUUUGGAAAGAGACGAUCGAGGAACUCAAGUUUGCGGGAGUGGAGGGUAUCGUCUCUGCCCUUUAA
Molecule: messenger RNA, 1080 nt
Organism: Fusarium sp. VM40
Lineage: Eukaryota; Fungi; Ascomycota; Sordariomycetes; Hypocreales; Nectriaceae
Source: the annotation of a GenBank genome assembly